Aspergillus melleus is the source of this 1128-nucleotide messenger RNA. RefSeq lists its product as uncharacterized. NCBI's taxonomy places the organism in Eukaryota, Fungi, Ascomycota, Eurotiomycetes, Eurotiales, Aspergillaceae. The transcript has 2 exons. The coding region runs from base 1 to 1128 and encodes 375 amino acids. Gene Ontology annotation, molecular function: hydrolase activity, hydrolyzing N-glycosyl compounds. The record is from RefSeq and is a predicted model, not a curated record.
AUGUAUGAAUAUGGUAUGGCUGCAGUUGGCGACGAUAUUCCGCUCAGUGACGGCGCGAAGCUACUCCUCGAGCGUUUGGAAGAAGACUCGGAGCAGCCGCUCUGGGUCACUGCCUGGGGCGGUACCAACAGCCUGGCGCAGGUGUUGUAUAAGAUCCACAAGGACUAUUCGUCCGAGAAAGCGGCCGAGCUGCGGUCGCGGCUUCGCGUGUAUACCAUCUCCGAUCAGGACGAUACGGGCGCUUGGAUCCGACACAACUGGCCCGACAUCUUCUAUAUUGCAUCCGUGCAUGCCUGGAACCAAUACUCCCUGGCGACCUGGACUGGAAUGUCCGGCGAUAUCCUAGAUACUUACGACAAAGGCGGACCCGACCUCUCGAAAUUCACCCGCGAAUGGAUCCGGCAGAACAUCCAGAUCGGGCCGCUGGGCAAGGUGUACCCGGAUUACGAGUACACUGUUGAAGGAGACACGCCGACAUUCUUGUAUCUGAUCCAGAACGGACUGGGUGAUCCCGAGCACCCCGAGUAUGGAUCCUGGGGCGGCCGAUACGCCCUAGUGAAUCCCAGCACUCACGGGCUGAAGUUCAACCACUAUGCAGACAUCCAGGAUACCGUGGUUGGCAAGAACAACGAGACGUUCACGUCCAACCAUGCAACGAUCUGGCGCUGGCGCAGCGCCUUCCAAAAUGAUUUCGCAGCCCGCAUGCAGUGGACCCUCACGGCGAAUGCUAGCCAGGUGAACCACCACCCCGUGCUAUCAGUCAACGGGUCGAGCGGGUUGGCUCCCGUCUCGGUGAACGCGACGGCCGGCUCGACGCUGACCCUCGAUGCCAGCGCCAGCUACGACCCCGACGGGGACCGCUUGAAGUUCCGCUGGUUCCAGUACGAAGAGGCCUCGGUGAACGAGGAGGUUCGUGGGGCGGAUGUAGCGACAAUCGACAUCAAGCCAUUCGGCAAGGGGGGUCAAAGUGUGAAGGUCCGAAUCCCGCCGGCCAACUCGUCUUGUCGGACCACCCCAGAGAUUACUUCGGAUCAUUGCCAAAUCCUGCACUUGGUUCUGGAGGUGACGGAUUCUGGAAGUCCGGCGCUGACGACCUACCAGCGCGUGUUGCUUCAAGUGGUCAGGUAA